Molecule: messenger RNA, 714 nt
Organism: Sphenostylis stenocarpa
Lineage: Eukaryota; Viridiplantae; Streptophyta; Magnoliopsida; Fabales; Fabaceae
Source: the annotation of a GenBank genome assembly
AUGACGUCCCUGCAGAAUUCCCCAACACUUCACCGAGCCCUUCUUCACAACUCUUUCCCUCCGAAGCAUGCCACUUCUCGUUCUCCUCGAAGAGAUGCUAUUUCCUUCAUUGUUAAAGCUUCCCAAGAGCCCUCUGCUUCUUUAACUUCACAAGACAGACAAAGAAGGCGCCAAUUGAUUGCCAUUGGAACUACUGCCCCAUUAAUUUUUCUGAUCAACCAACAUUCAAACUCUUUUGCUGCAGAAAAUAAGAAGGGAUUUUUGCCUGUUUUGGACAAGAAAGAUGGAUAUUCAUUUCUCUACCCUUUUGGGUGGCAGGAAGUAGUAAUCGAAGGUCAAGAUAAGGUGUUCAAAGAUGUCAUUGAACCACUGGAGAGUGUCAGUGUAAAUCUGAUACCAACUGGCAAACAGGAUAUUACAGAAUUUGGGUCCCCUCAGGAGGUUGCUGAAACUCUUAUAAAAAGGGUUUUGGCCCCUUCAAACCAGAAAACCAAGAUAGUAGAAGCAAAGGAGCAAGAUGUUGAAGGAAAAAAAUACUAUCAGUUUGAGUUCAUUGCUAAGGCUCCAAACUAUACUCGUCAUGCUCUCAGCACAGUCUCCAUUGGCAAUGGUAAGUUUUACACCUUGACUACCGGAGCAAACGAGAGAAGAUGGGAAAAGAUGAAAGACAGACUGCAUACAGUGGUAGAGUCCUUCAAAAUUUUCGAUGUCUGA